Messenger RNA from Phaedon cochleariae (mustard beetle), 564 nucleotides. Lineage: Eukaryota; Metazoa; Arthropoda; Insecta; Coleoptera; Chrysomelidae. The record is from the annotation of a GenBank genome assembly.
GCGCUCCCUCGCGCAAGCCCAAUCGCUCAUUUCCACGCUGUCUGUCGUCAACUGCGGUCUUUCCGCGCUGGAAAACAGUGGAAAAUCCUGCCCGGUUUUCCUUGCCGAAUCCCGAAGAAUCGAUACGCAGCCGAAAUGGGGUCGACGGUUCGGGUGUUUUUGCUGGUCCUCAUCGGUUUGAUCUGCUUCAAAAACGGUAGUGCGAUUUCGUGUUAUGAAUGCAACAGCGCCAAUGACAAGCGAUGCCUCGGUGAUGCGAAGAACAUACUUACAGAAGACUUAAGGAAACAUUGUCCGGAGAGGAAGGGGAAGCCCUAUUCGCUGUGCAGAAAAAUCAAGCAGGUUAUCGAUUUCGAAGUAAAUGGAUUACAACCCGAAAGCAGAGUAAUCAGGAGCUGUGGGUGGGAAGACACCACUUACGCCAAUCGAUGCUACCAAAGAUCCGGCUUUGGAGGUCGACAAGAAGUCUGUGCCUGUCAAAAUGACAACUGCAACGGUAGUUCAACCAUUCUGGCGUCCGCAUCCUUCAUUCUGGGCGCCAUCUUCCUCAAGAUCUAUCUAUAA